This is a messenger RNA of Vicia villosa (hairy vetch), 652 nucleotides long. RefSeq lists its product as uncharacterized. Lineage: Eukaryota; Viridiplantae; Streptophyta; Magnoliopsida; Fabales; Fabaceae. Bases 159 to 380 code for a protein of 73 amino acids. The record is from RefSeq and is a predicted model, not a curated record. The transcript has 2 exons.
GAUGUUCCUUCCAUCCAAUUAACCUCAUCUCACGGAUCUUGCUUCUCUCUCUAUCUCUCUAUCUAUCUUUCUCUUCUCUCUUCUAACUUUUUUCUAAUACUCUUCUUUAUCAUAUAAAAAGCCUAGAGAGAUUACUUUCAUUCAGCUUAUUAACCAAAAUGACUUCUUGGAAGAAAACCAUCACUACACCUUUCAAAAAAGCUUGUACUUUCUUCAAAGAUCAACCCACAAGAGAUCUUAAGAAAUCUCAAACAGAGCAAGAGAGAAGUGUGAUGGAUCUGCAAGGUGAAGUAAUGGCAUGUGGAUAUGAAGAUGUUCAAGUGAUGUGGUCAAUUCUGGAUAGGACUAAAUCCACAGCCACAGAACAGAAUACAACAUAGCAUCUGCCACUUGAAUUGACUGAAAUGCCCUUUUCUUCCAUUUCAUGAAUUAGCGAAUGUUUUUUAUAUGCUAAUUAAUGUUAAUGUCAUCAUAGUUGUUGCUAUGAAUGUAAUGGAAAUUAAGAUUUGUGCCCCUUUUUCUAUUAGGAAGAAUUAAGGUGGCGUUUUUAGUUUGUAAGUUUUUUUUUUUUUUUUAAUGUCAAGUUGUUAAUUAGUACUUGUUUGGAAUCCCUGUGAUUGGUGAAUGAAAAUCAUGGUGAGAUUUUUUUUAA